Messenger RNA from Microtus oregoni (creeping vole), 12560 nucleotides. Its product is annotated as calcium/calmodulin-dependent protein kinase type IV-like. NCBI's taxonomy places the organism in Eukaryota, Metazoa, Chordata, Mammalia, Rodentia, Cricetidae. Gene Ontology annotation, biological process: protein phosphorylation. Gene Ontology annotation, molecular function: calcium/calmodulin-dependent protein kinase activity; ATP binding; calmodulin binding. The coding region runs from base 277 to 1668 and encodes 463 amino acids. The record is from RefSeq and is a predicted model, not a curated record. The transcript has 11 exons.
CGGCGGGAGUGAGGGGGAGGGCGCCAGAGCUCUGCGGCGCCCUGCUUGGUCUCUGCCGGCUGGCGGUGGCUCCGGGUUCCCCUGCGCUGGUGCUCACCGUCUCAGUCUCUCCGCCCGCCCUCGCUCCCGCUCCCGAGCGCGGAGGCGAGCCGUAGCCCGGCGCGGCGGUGGGCGUGUGCGCGCUGAAGGACGCCUCCUCUCGCUCCCGUGUUGCAGGCGGCGGCUGGCGGCUCCGGCUCGGGCAGCAGCGGCGGCUUCCGGAGUCCCGCGGCGAAGAUGCUGAAAGUCACGGUGCCCUCCUGUUCCUCGUCCUGCUCCUCGGUCACCGCCAAUGCCCCAGGGUCUGGGAACCUCGUCCCGGAUUACUGGAUCGACGGCUCCAACCGGGAUGCUCUGAGCAAUUUCUUCGAGGUGGAGUCAGAGCUGGGACGGGGUGCUACAUCCAUUGUGUACAGAUGCAAACAGAAGGGGACCCAGAAGCCCUAUGCUCUCAAAGUGUUAAAGAAAACAGUGGACAAAAAGAUUGUCAGAACUGAGAUAGGAGUUCUGCUGCGCCUGUCACACCCGAACAUCAUAAAACUUAAGGAAAUAUUUGAAACGCCCAUGGAAAUCAGUCUGGUCCUUGAGCUCGUCACGGGAGGAGAGCUGUUUGACAGGAUUGUGGAAAAGGGAUAUUACAGCGAGCGUGAUGCUGCGGACGCUGUGAAGCAAAUCCUGGAGGCUGUGGCUUACCUGCAUGAAAAUGGGAUUGUCCAUCGUGAUCUCAAACCAGAGAAUCUUCUCUAUGCAACUCCAGCCCCAGAUGCACCUCUCAAAAUUGCUGAUUUUGGACUUUCUAAAAUUGUGGAACACCAAGUGCUCAUGAAGACAGUGUGUGGAACCCCGGGGUACUGCGCACCUGAGAUUCUCCGAGGCUGUGCCUAUGGACCGGAAGUGGACAUGUGGUCUGUAGGAAUAAUCACCUACAUCUUACUUUGUGGAUUUGAACCGUUCUAUGACGAAAGAGGCGACCAGUUCAUGUUCAGGAGAAUUCUGAAUUGUGAAUAUUACUUUAUCUCCCCCUGGUGGGAUGAAGUAUCUCUAAAUGCCAAGGACUUGGUCAGAAAACUAAUUGUUUUGGAUCCCAAGAAACGACUGACUACGUUUCAAGCCCUCCAGCACCCGUGGGUCACAGGAAAAGCAGCCAACUUUGUGCACAUGGACACGGCUCAGAAGAAGCUCCAAGAAUUCAAUGCUCGGCGCAAGCUUAAGGCAGCAGUGAAGGCUGUGGUGGCCUCUUCUCGACUGGGAAGUGCCAGCAGCAGCAGCCACAGCAGCAUCCAGGAGAGCCACAAGGCCAGCCCAGAUCCAUCUUCAACCGAGGAUGUUACUGAUAGCACAGCUGUUCUGGGAAAGAAGAUGCAAGGAGACCAGGUGGCUGCUGAGGGCACAGCAGCUGAGAUGACAAUGCUGCAGGCCGAGGGGCAGGAGAAGGAUGCAGGUGGGAAAAACAAGGAGGUCUCCAGGAUGGUGAUUCAGGCGCUGGAGGAUGGGUUGAAGACACGUGACCCCACAAUGAAGAGGCGCUCGGUGGAGAAGCUGAAGACUGUGGGGGAAGAAAUGGACCCCAAAGCUGAGGAGGAAAGCCCUGCUGCAGAAGCGCAGGAUGUGAUUCUGCCAGAGUACUAAUCUGGCUUCCUUUAGGUUCAGAGACCAAGGCAAACAUUUGAUGUACUUUGUCCUUCAGCAAGGAAGGUGGGGGAGCAUGACAUGCACUAUUGUGAUUCUGUUUUGAGGUGCAAAAAAAACCCCAUAUAUACCAGUUGGUAAUCCUAAUUUCAGUGCAUGUGUUUGCUUUAUGAAACAAUGCUGUCUUCUACGGCAUGUAGUGUAGACAUGAGCCCCAUGAGUUAAAUUUGGAGUUUCCAGCAAACAGCACAACACUUUAAAACAAAAGUUCUUAGCCUUUUGGUGGCAUAUAUUUGAAGUGAAAUGGAAAACUAAUUUUUCUUUGAAAGCUUAGGCAUCCCAUACCUCCCAGAAGUCUUCAGAGGUGGCAAUUCCUUUGACCUCAACUCAAAUAAAGACACAUUCCCAUGACUUUCUGAACACUUCCCGUGGGUUCAGCUUGACAUAUAAAAGAUACCUGUAGAGUGGCCAAAACCAUCUGCCACGCUGAGACAUCAAAGCAUGAUGUCUUAGACCACGAGCCCACAGCCCCCUUAAGAGUGUGUAAAGAAUGUCUCAUUUUAUUAAGUAUGCUAUAUAAGAAUUUCCAAAACAUUCAUCAUAAAAUUCUGCCAGUUUACAAUUCUUAGGAUAAUAUUAAACUGUGGUGUUUCUUUCCUUCACCUGCUUUUCACUAAAAUGCCCCAUCAGAUGUAUUAAACCUAGGUAAAAAUAAAGAAAUUUAAGUAUAAUGAUAUAUAAUUUAAACUUAGACAUACCAAGAUUAAUUCCUUUUUACUUUUCAUAUAAAUUUGCAUUUGUAAGCUUAUAUAAUAUUUUGCGUAUAAGAACAUUUUUGUGGAUAUACUCUGCAAAUAACAAGUUUCAAGUUCUGGAAAAGCCCAUUUCAGAAAUUGGUGCCAAAAUGUCUGAAUAUAAUAAGAACAAUGCAUUCCAUUGUUAUAUAACUUAUUGCUGAUGUUGUUACAGUAAGAAAAUGUCUGCAGGAGGAUUCUCCCCUCCAGCUGUGUAGACAUUCUGUUCAUGAGUUCAAAAUUCACUAUAACAACUAGUGUCUUUUUUCCUUACAUAGAUGGAAAGAGGGCAUAUUUUAUGAUGAAGAAACUUUCCAUAUCAAGAAAUUCAUAUUGUCUUAAAAAUAAGCAAAAACAAAAAUAAAGUGAAAACAAACCUUAAAACAGACUUCGGGGAGGAUAAAGCAUUAGACCUUAAUUAGCAUGAUACUUUUUUCCUCAGGAUUUCUUUGUUUCAUAGAUAUUACACUAAAUGCAGUAUCAAGUUUCUUGAGUGAAAAUGACCACUUUAUUAAAACAAUUGCUUUACAUUUUUGGUGGGUUUUCUUAAAUUAUAAACAGUAUGACUUCCAAAAUACAAAAUGAGGGCAAAAAAAUGAGCAGCACAGAUUUUUUUUUCCAUAAAAUAAUAACUUAAUUUGUUCUGGCUCACAUACAAGCAUUUGCACUGGGAAAUUACAUUAGAUCUGGGGCCUCUCCAGGCUGUUGGGGGCAUCAGCGCUUACACAGAGCUCCAGCAGUCCUGGGGAAGGAGACAAUGGGGGGCUUCUUGUAGUCUGUGAUUUGGGUCCUUGACAGGUGGGUUACUUGAGGUUCAUUAUCUGAGCUUCGGUGAUUAUUAUUCAAUUGAUUUUAAUUAGUAUUUACGCUCUCAUUUUACUUCUCCCCUCUUUAAUCUCCCUCAGAACUCUCCUUUCGAGUGUCAUAAAGGGCUAUUUUAACCUUUAAGAAGGCUUUCUUAAGACUUCCAUUUAAGAAGAACAAUUUCCUAGUGUGAUUUUCCUCAUCAGACUUAACAUAUGUAUGGCAAGUGUUCCAUAUUUGGAAAGAGUAAGGGUCUUGAUAGAAGGUGUAAUUAGACUAUCAGAACACAUAUAGCAUCACUCAGCCCCAGUCCAGGUCUGUCUUCAUUCCAACAUGGCCUGAACGCUUUGGAUGACCCUGUGAGCUUUAAGAAGAGCAUUACAUAUGCCAAGCCCUUGAGUGUUUUAGAAUUCAGUCAUUUAAAUGAUUGCACCUUACCCCUUCUUGGUGAUACUCAAGAGUGUUAGGCUAAUUCUUCCUCUUUUGCAACCUAUAUACUUUAUUAGCUAAGUAUCACUAGCACCUUUCUGUUGUAACUUGUAUGCUAAAGAUGGUCCUCAUGCUUCCAAAGAACUAAGUCCAUUCACGAGGAAACAAGUCAAAUAUUUCAGUCAAAUCAUGCAAACGUUUAAUAGAAAUAUCAUCUAAGAAUAAUUGUUUUACACAGUCAACAUUUAUAUUGCUUGUUAAGAUUAAAUAUCUAUCUGAAAGAUUAUUGGAACUAAAGGAAUACAAUCUUAAUUUGAAAGAACACUUUCUAAUAUCACUCUUAGUUUAUAGUGUAGUCACAAAACUAAGUAAUUUUUAAAAUUUCAGCAAAGAAAGACUAAAUUAAAAUUUGCAUUUAAAAGAUGACAGCUACAAGGUGGGAAGUGGUGGUACAUGCCUUUGAUCCCAGAACUCAGGAGGCAGAGGCAGAUGGAUCUCUGGGUCUGAGGCCAGUCGGGUUUACAGAGCAAGCUCCAGGACAGCUAGUGCUACAUAGAGAAAUUACCUCGAGAAGUCCAAAACAGAGAGAGAGAGAGAAUGAGGAGAGACAUAGAGAAAAAGAGACGGAGACAGAGAGGACAGUUAAAUUCAUUAUUGGUUUUUAUUUCAGGAAGUUUAAGUGCAUAGCAUAAUUUGGUUCUUUUAUCAUAGAGGACAAUCUUCAAUUAUUUCCCCCACUCAGAAAGUCUAACUAUGGCUCCAGUGGGUUUCUCAAACUGUUAGCUCUUUGUACAAUAGCAUAAAAAUAAGAGAUUAGAACAGAAUAGUUUUAAAAUUAUCGUCUAUAAUAAGUGCUUAUAUUAACAAGUUUAAUGUAAAUAUAAGCUAUACAUGUAACAGAAAAAUUCUGAGACAAGGUUUUAUUUAUCCAAGGCUGGUCUUGAACUCACUAUGUAGCCCAGACUGAUCUCAAACUCACAGUGAUCCUCCUGCCAGUGUCCCAAGAUCUGAGGUUACAGGCAUGUGCCCCCACUCCCACAGCUAUACAGGCAUCUUUAAAUUUUCUAUUAGCUACAUGCUAAAAAGAAAAUAUGAAAUUAUGAUAGUACAUUUUAAUCCAGUAUACACAAAUUAUUACAUCAAAAUUAAAAUUAACGAGAUCAUCUGAGUCACUUUUAUUCUGUUUCUAAAUUAGCAGUCUAAGCCUGUUUACAUCAGGUGGUCAGGAGCCACACUAUGGUGGACACACAGGUCUAAUCUACAACACUUUUCUUUUGAGCAAAGUGAGACUUGACUUUCUAUGGUUAGAUGUGAGCUGACAUUUCCACAUUGCUAGGUUGGUCAGCACCUAAGAUGCUGAUGUUACAGACAUAAAUUCCGAAACAUGUAUCAGGCUACUCCUGAACAUACUUUGUCUUGAGAAGUGUUCCGCAAGCUUACAUCAAAGCAACACUUCCUUAGGCAUUGCCAAAUUGUGUGUGUGUGUGUGUGUGUGUUUGUGUGUGUGUGUGUGUGUGUGUGUGUGUGUGUGUGUGUGUACUGCCCCAGAGUCCAUCUGGCUUGGGAAUCCUGACUGCAUCUAGAGUCUCCUGAGUACUUCCAUAAAAUCAACAGUAUUCUCACUUAGCAGAAACUACUGUGGCCCCCGUGGCCCCCCACUGAGCAGUCUGUACACAGAAUCCAUUCUCUACACAUCAGGCUAAGUUGGACAUCCUCUUGUUGGAGGCAAUCUUUCUAGAAGCCUCCUGAGAAAUACAUUUGCAUGACGGACAUGUUAUGAGGUGGUGAUUGAUAUGCCAGAUACCCACAAAUGUCCCAGGAUGUGGUCACAGCUCGCACUUGUGGGGUUCUGGCAGAAGGGCCUGAUUAACGCUGUCACUGAACAGACUUUUUAAAAACUUUUGGAAUUUUUUUUUACAUACUGAUUUUAGAAUAAUUGUCAAUAUCCUGUGGUCAUUUUCAGAUUUAUAAAGAAGCAGCUUGCCUUCUAAAGAGACCUCACCUGCAUACAUUUGACAUUUCGUACUGUAGAAUGUUCGGCCUUUUUUCACUGGCUCUUCCCAGUAUUUUAUGCAAGGUUGCUCAUCGGGAGCUGCCUCCAGGUUGAAGCUUCGAGAGCCAUUUUUUUUUUUCAUGAUUCAGUUUUUAUUGCACAGGAGCAGCUGGCUGCAGUUUAGAUUGGAAAGAAGAAAAGAAAUGGCAGAAAAGACAAAGGACUUCUUUAGGAUCUUAGGAUUGUUCUCACAAAGCCAAUAAAGGCCUUUUAGAAGAGGCCAUGUAAGUGAAUUAGCAUCGGGCUCACAUACAGCACAGCCAAGUGCAUAAUCAGAAUACCAUUGUGCAAUCUGCUCAUCUCUGCAGAGUACUCAGUCUGGGUGUCUACGUUUGAGACAGCAUAAAGUUUCCGGACAUUAAUUUAUGUAAUGAGAGUUGUAAUGUCUUUGUAAUUACUGUCCAUUAGGUCAUAUUCCAAUUUCCUCAAUGUUUAUCAGAUACAUUACUGAGCAGGGUCAUUGCUGACAUCUGAGCACUUACCAGUUGAACACUGAAGAUUAGACUGUGUCUGCAGUGGUGGCUUUUUGUUUGUUUCUAACAUGAAAUAUAAUUUUUACUUUGGUAUUUAUAGUCAGAUGAUGAAAAUGGACAAAAUUUUCUACUUAAAAAUUUUGUCAUCUUACUUUCUUAUAAAAAGGUGGCUCUCUAGUUCCUUGAAAGUGAAGUUAAGAUAGAGGAGGGAGGGAGAAAGGGAAGAGGGAGGAGGGUGGGAGAGAUAGUGGGGCGGAGACACACAUAUUAGUUACACACCCAGUGUUGCCAUGGUAAGUUCACUUCUUUCCAUAUAAGGACACACUUUUGUCAUUAUUACUUUGUGAAGAUCACCUGAGAUCAAGCAGUGUAGAGCCAGUUCAAGCAUUAUACUUACCUUGGAAAGGAGUAGCAAACAACUUCUGAUUAGUUAUAUCAGUUUUCAUAAAUGAUCUGUGAUGUAUUUGGAAAGGGCUUGACUCCGUCUGUUCCCAAGAAUCUGCCCAAUUCCACUUAGGGCAAGGUCAAAAGCUUGCCAGGAAACCAGUCUGACUUUUGCAGGAACUCGUUUCAAAGAAGAGCCCCAGCAUCUGACCAAGUUAGACUCAGAUCUCCUCCCAUGCUCCAAAGGACUGAAAGUGGUCUCUUUAAAAUUAUAUUGCUCUUGGCCAAUGAUAGGAAAAUGGGAUUCUGCCAACCACAGUUCUUUGCAUUGCUUUACCCCCAGCUUGUCCCAAUGCAAUGUUUUGCUCUAUUUGCCCUAACAAUCAGUCUCACUUUGGAGGUUUUCUAAGGUUCUGGCAGGAACAUUCCAGUCUAGCUAGAGAAACAGGUUUUCAUUGCCCCAUAGUUCAAAUUGAAGCGCUAAUGAGCAAUUCUAAGAAUACAAAAUCACAUUGUUCAUAAUUGUUUUCAAUAUACUCUGAGGAUUGACCUGAAAGACCCAUAGAUAUAGAAUAGUUAUAUUCAGUCUGAUCUUUGCUUUGGAUCAUUGUGUUCAAAAGGACAGAUAUUUAAUCUUCCUUCAGAUUGAAUAUUUUCCACCUAAAAUAUUACUUCAAGAUAUUCAGAUGCAAUAGGCUUCACCUUUUUGAAAGCUAUUUCCUGAAGCUAUCUCCAAAUUCUGAUAGUUAUGGAUGAUAAAAAGUCUCUAGAUGUGUGAUGUCUUCAUAUCUUUGAAACAAGUAUUAUUGUAUAUUUUAUAAAGGACACAAGUAUGACCAUAAUUUGAAAAUUAUCAUCUCCUAUGUGCCUGUCUCCUUUUAACUUGACCUAGUUUGUAUGCCUGUGCAACUAUGUGUUCAUCAGUGUAACUAAUACACAAUUUGUAUAGGAUCCUAAAUAGCAUAUUCAUGGUUAAUCUUCUGCUCAGUGCAGUCUUAGCUUCAGCAAUAUCUUUAAGACCAUCUGUAAACCGAGAGAAGGUUCUAGCGUCUCCUAAAUUUUCAGUUCUUUGGUUGAAAUGACAUAAGAGUAGUCUGUCAUUCUAUGUCCAACAGAUCUUGCUGUUCCCUCUCAUGAGCCUGAUGAGUGGGAACCGUGACUUGAGUGCAGACAAAUCCAACAAAUGAAAGUUACAAACAAAAUGAUUAUCAAGCUGUUUGAAGAUUCUUAACCAGCUUGGAUACCAAUCAUUUUCAUCUCUGGUCUAUGAGAUACGCGUAUGUAUCUCAAUACACACUGUGUGUGUGUGUGUGUGUGUGUGUGUGUGUGUGUGUGUGUGUGUGUGAGAUAAACACCAAAAACAAUGUGAAGAGGAAAGAGCUUAUUUCAUCUUAGAGGUGACAGUCCAUCAUCAUUCAGAACUCCAUGGCAGGAACCUGGAGGCAGAAUGUGGAACAGAAAGCACGGAGGAUCACUGUUCACUGGCUUGCUUCGCCCAUCUGCUCAGCUCUGAUACCCCAUCGCACCCCCCACCUCCAGAUAGGACUGUCCACUGUGGGCUGGGCCCUCCUGCAUCAAUUAGUAAUCAAGGAAAUGCUGAACAGGCCUGCCCAAAGGUCAUCUGAUCAAGGCAAUCUCUAAUUGAGACUCCUUCAUAUCACUUGAGGAUACUUCAAGUUGACACCUGAAGCUAACUAGAACUAUUUCCCCACGCUUCUCCAUGGAACUGAAUUUAAAUCUCCCAAGAAGAGACUUCAGGAUUCAGGCAAACUAUGACUUAAAGAGCAAAUCUUAAUUUAGGGCUUCGAUUACUAUCUUAACUCAAACCAUUUUAUUGUAACAGUCAGACUCAUUUGUGGAUUUUUUGUUGUUUUUGUUUUGUCUGUUUGCAAGCUGCUAGAACAGCACUGAAUAUUUUCAAUAGAGACCACACAAUCUACAUCACUCAAAAUGUCUAUGUGGUCCUUUAUUAUUUAUUUUUUUAAAAAAGAUUUAUUUAUUAUGUAUACAACAUUCUCCCUCCAUGUAUGCCCACAUGCAAGAGGAGGGCGCCAGAUCUCAUUACAGAUGGUUGUGAGCCACCAUGUGGUUGCUGGGAAUUGAACUCAGGACCCCUGGAAGAGCAGCCAGUGCUCUUAACCACUGAGCCAUCUGUCCACUUCCUAUCUGGUCCUUUAUAAGAGAAAUAGGACAACUCAUUUUCAUUGCUCAUGCCUCAUGCUCUGUGAUUACUUUAGGAAUCCAUGUUACAAAACUAGCAUUUUUACCUUAGUUACAGUUAUUUCUCGUAUUUGCUGUUUAGAGGUUAGGUGAGCUUUGUUUCAUAUUGCAAAUGGUCUCACAACAGUUGUGCAAGAGGUAUAAUUAAAAUUUCCAUGGGAACAAAAAUGCAAAGUUAUAUCAUCUCUGAAAAAGGAAAUUAGUAUGACAAGUUACAAGUAGAUUUCCAGUUGCUUGAACAUGGUUUAGAAACUUUAAACACAAUGUGAAUUAAACAACAACAAAAAAAACCCACAAAUAAUGUUCACUCACAUUUAAGCCAAACUGGAGUCCUGUUGCUUAGCAAGCUACAGAAUUUCUCAUAAUACAAUGAAAUAAUUUCUAGCAAUUGGAUUUUCAUUAACAAUUAGGGAAUAGUGUGCUAUUUUUAUGAAAAUAAAUUGCUCAUCAAUAGUUCAGAGCACAGAGAACUUUAAUAGCUACUUUCCUACACCCCAGUUCUCUGAAUAUUCUAGAUUUCAUGUGAAAAGAGCCUUCAGUACAUACUUUUCUAGCAAAUUUAGAAACCAAGAAGAACCCUUGAGUCUAUUUCUAUCUGGAAAAAUUACCCAUUCCAAAGUAUCUGCCUUAAGGGAACCAAGUAACCCCGCUAUGGAGGGAAAUUUAGGCACUUGUGGCUUGCUUCAGUUUGACUUCCUUCAUUUGUCACAAAUGAGAGACUGAAUAGGAAGCGAUUAUCAGCCCAUUGUUAGGAAUAUCAACCGUUACCAUAUGACGGAAUGGCAUAGUCUGUUCUUUUUUUUUUUUUUUUUUUUUUUUUGGUUUUUCGAGACAGGGUUUCUCUGUGGUUUUGGAGCCUGUCCUGGAACUAGCUCUUGUAGACCAGGGUGGUCUCGAACUCACAGAGAUCCGCCUGCCUCUGCCUCCCGAGUGCUGGGAUUAAAGGCGUGCGCCACCACCGCCCGGCGCAUAGUCUGUUCUUUAAACUGUCGCAGCAGUGGUAAGAUGAGCCAGCCACUGGGAAGUUACAGGAUGUGGGAACAAAAGACAUGAGUCAUCCUCUGGUUAGCACAGGCAGGGGACAUUGGAAGGAGAGGGGGCUGUACAUUCUUAUCUGUUCAUCUUCUAGAUGGCUCAAAGUUUGAAGCCAGUUAUUGAUAAACUUAAAACCUUAAAACAAUUCAAAAUCGAUAGCUACUUUUCUUCCUAGAAAUCAACAGCAUGGCUUAGAGGCUAUUUGGCCUUCAUGGAAAGCAAACUUUAAGGACGGGAUCACUAAUAGCAAAAGGCUCCCAGAAAUAGCCCAUUCCAGGAAUCCUUUUCUCACAGUGCAUGUUCACGGACGAGCCGUUACUUGUACUAGGAGUCAGACGUGAAUUAAGCUCAGUGCUACUCUUCAGCUGGAAAGAAAAGGCAAACGAUCACACAUAUCACCUAUACUGAAUACCUACAGACGGUAAAGCCCUCCCGGGCUGGACAGAGGAAAAUGGUCUCUUCUGCCAAGAAUGUACAAGGCUGAUUUUGAAAGGUCAGACCAACUCUGCAGUUAAGGAGGACAAAGGGGCCAUCUCUAAGGUUGGGGAGAAGGGUUGGCACUCGAUGAGAAAGGCUGAGGCACAGAGUGAAGUGUUGUGCAGGGUGCAGCAGUCUCAGAUCUAAGCUCUGGCUCUGGGCAGCUGCGGGUGAAGCUCUUCUCCAGAGCACCUGCCCUGCUACUUGGCCAGCCUCCUAGUCUAUCUCAGCAGGGUAAAAAUCCCCCGACAUAGCGAAUGCAUGCUUUUGUAAGGCUACGGCUAAUCUUCAAACUUCAAGUGGGUCCUGCCAGGUUCUUAAUUCUUCACUCUUUUGUCCAGUGUAUAUAAUCUACAAGUUUAUAAUUAUAAAACAGAUAAAAAUCGAAAGAUUUUAUUAUAUCUCUUAUUGGAGGAACUAUUUUUCCAUUCAUCUUCAAUACACUGUUUGUUUUUGUAAAUUACAAAUUAGAAUUAGAGUGUGAAUAUUCUGACUUGUGUAGCCUUGCUUAUUUCUGGUAAUGUCUGUGGUUAGUGAAUGGUUCCAUUUCUACAGGAUACAUGGAAUGAGAGACAGAGACUAGCAUCUGGGUAAUAGGGGGAAAUUAUGCUAUGAAGUAAAGAUAUUGUUAGGACACAGAAAACAGGUUAGUGGACACUGAGUAAGGACGACUUGGUAUGAGGGGUUUUCAGGUCUAGAUAGCAUUAUCUGGGAUGUCUUUUUGAGACUUUCUUAGAUGUCAAAUUUGCAUUGAUAAAAGACAUAUGCACCUUCAAUUACAGCAUGGAGAACAGAAUAGCAUCAUAUGCAAGAAAACAGAUUUCCUGUAGUCUAGAGCACAAGUCAUUAGCCCAAAAUGAGAGCAUGUAUGCAUUGGAGGAGAGAAUAAAUACCUUACCCAGCAAAGAUUAUGGUUGGCCUUUUCACUUUCUAAUAAAAAGUACUAAAAAAGAGCUGUGGACAUUUCAUUUUCUAAAUGUGUCAAAAUGGUGCUAUCGAUUCCUUAAUACAAAGACGCAACUCUACUAUUUUUAGGGAAGUGUGUUAAGUCUGGCUUGACUGUAAAUGUAAAUACAUAAAAUGUUUGCAAAGCAGUCAACAAAACCAUGCCCAUUUGCUAAUGGUGGAGGCACGGUGUCCUUCAGUAUGGGUGAACAGGGCAGCCAUUGGCUCUCUCUCUCUCAAUUGCCAAAUUCUAAGACAUCUGACAGCUCACUGGAUUCUUCUUGGAUGCAAGGUUGGACAAUCCAUUUCAGUGAUUAAAUGUGCUCACCUGAUGAUAGUCGGGGUGUUGGCCAAGACCUUGAAGAAGGAAUAUGGGACAUGAGUAGCGAGUGACUUAGGUGAGGACCAAUGUAACUGUGUAAGUUCACCCAGACCGCCGGAGCAUGCCAAAAGAAGCUAGCCAGUGCCUUGCAGCUAGCCAAUCUGUAAAGGAAUCUGCAUGUACAAUAUGAUAAUAAAUCAUGUAAGAGUCCACCAGAACUUUGCAUUCUGUUAUUUGAACGGUCAAGACACACCAUGGACAUUACCUGAGAACGGAGACGCACAACCGAAUCACCCUUCUCUCAGAUAAAACUGUACUUUCAAUACCAGCAUGCCCACAUCUUUUAUUUCCUAAAGAGUAAGAUUGUAAAAUUAAUAAAGCUAGAAAAGCACACAAAUAAUUAUUUCAUCCACUUAAGUCCAUUUUAUUUAAAGUGAAUGAACACAGCUAGGAAGUUAAUACUAAUGUUAGCUCAUGGUGGCUGAGAGGGGACAGUGGUGCUGCCCGCUGUUCAUAUGAAAACUGACUUUUCCUUACAAAGAUAUGAAAAUACAGAAAGUAAGAAAAAUACCCUAACAGUUGCCAAAAGUCAUUCUUUUCCUCUAGUGUUAAUUUUUACUUAAAAUUUUUCAAACCUUGUUGUAUCUGUCAUUAUAGAUAUUUUUAUGUUCACCACCAUUCCGCCCAAGAUUGUUCCUUUGUUGAGAAAAUGCCAAUACCCUAAACAAGGACUUCUCAGUUGAGGGUAUGGAGGGAAAAACUAGAGAAAAACAGGAACUCCUUCAGUAAAUCAAUGUGUUACCAAGACAACUUGACAUUCAUGUAUUAUUUUUACCUCACUGUGGUUUUGCAACCUCUAGACUUCCCUUAAUAAAGUCAGCUGCCCUAUACUUAAGAAAUUUUACCAAAGCAAAACAUUAACUAGGAUUAUAAUGUUCCAGGAGUGAAUACUAAUG